Odontomachus brunneus is the source of this 3250-nucleotide messenger RNA. RefSeq lists its product as uncharacterized. The transcript has 8 exons. NCBI's taxonomy places the organism in Eukaryota, Metazoa, Arthropoda, Insecta, Hymenoptera, Formicidae. Bases 1550 to 3247 code for a protein of 565 amino acids. The record is from RefSeq and is a predicted model, not a curated record.
GGGAGCGCUUGAAACGCGUACCUUUUGAGAAAAGUCGAGAUUACGGGCGCAGAAAAUACGGUGAGCUUUCCAACUUGACGACAGACUCGUUGUUUCUUUCUUUUUCUUUCACGCGCGAGCUGAAUAAGUUUUCCAAUUCGCACUGUGACAAAAGUUUUUCGCAACUCUGAAACGCAGGAAUCAGGUGAAUACACAACUGGGAUUUCUUAAGAGGGCCUACUGAUUAACUAAUAACAAUUGGAAUUCACGGAGUUCAGUUUGACGUAAAUAAGAUCGGAGAAAUAUUCGGCACGUGCGUUUACAUACGUCGAACAAUAUUACCCUCUCAUGAUUUAAUUAUUCUCUCACUAACUUUCAAAGCACGGCUCUGAUUGGUCUCUCGAGGCUCCUGCAUCCUCGUCUUGAUAGAUGACGUCAGAAGCGAGGAAACGUUUCCCCGAAAUUCUUGCGGAAUACACCGAAUUGAAAAGUUACGUUCGCAAAAUGUUACUUGUGAUCGAGUGAGCACAUUUGUAAGAUAUUCCGAGAACUCUCCUUUUACUCCAGCAAUCGAUGAAUAGCCGUACAAUUGACGUGACAAAAGCGUGAGGAAAGGUAGACUGAAAAGAAAUGCGUGUCACGUUGACUUUACGGUUAUAUAUUGACUGUCGAAAUAAGAGGUCAGUUUUUGGGUUACUUCACAAAUGUGCUGAGUCGAUUUCAAGGAUCACUUCACGGAUGUAUCCUAUAAAAUACGCUCACCACAGAUUCGAGAAGAGCUCCCCAGCAAACACCAAGUUAACAGUUAACACCAGUUUAACAGUUACAUAACUGUUAGUUAUAAUUUCCUCAUUCAACAAUGUAAAUGCAAUAUAACGCGUGUGUCAUAAAACAGUCACAUUGUUGAGUAGGAAAUUAUAACAGUUGUGUUACUGUUACUUGGUGGUUGCUGGGUCAUCAUCAUGUAAUCGAAAGAACUAUUAGUCAUCUUUACAAGAAUAUCGUAAAAUUUCAUCGGGGUAAAAGUUGCUUCGAUUCUAUGUAUUGGGUGAAUCGAAUUCUUGUCUCGAUUUAACAUUCCCGAUCGAUUCACCAAACAGUGAAGCCCCACUACCUGGGAUUCAGAGUGUAGUUUGAUAGAUCUGAUGCUCGUGAUGAAAAGGCUGACGCGGCAAAUUCGCAGAUACGCAAAUUGUGAGAUACUUGAAGCGAGUGUGAUAUUUACUUAAGCAUAGGGUGUGCUUCUACGUGCGCGCGGAUCGCGUGCCACGUACUGCGACCUGUGGCAUGUGCUGUGCGGCAACGUAACUUCGACCUGAUCGACCCAUCGGCCACGCGUAGCAACGUGUUGAUGAUGCAGUAUCGACGGGCAAGAACAGGCAAACGGAGCGCGAUUUGUUUGCACACACAUACACAGAGAAAGAGAGAGAGAGAGAGAGAAAGAAAGAGCGAGUGCCGCAGCGGCGGUGGCGCAGUGGCCGUUACAUUUUAACCCGGCGAGCAGUCCGUCCCCGUCUGGUGGAACGUUAAAAAAUACAUCGUUUGAUAAAGCGCUGAAAUAAUAAUCGCGAUGCCCGGGAUUGCGAGCGCGACCGGUCUCAUGUCCGCGCGAAUUCGACCAAUUCACCGGCCGAAACCGAAGAACGUGGAAUUGUCGGGCUGCGCGAAAGCGGCGCCGUUCGCCCUGCGACCGUUCGCCGGUCUCUUCAAUCCCUAUCCCUACGGCUGCUCGGUGCUGUGCAACCAUCCGGCGGAUUGCGAGGCGAAGGAGGUGGUGCGGCGCGCCAAAGACUCAUGGGCGACCGAGGGGAAAGCGCUGCUGCUGCCGGAGGAGAUGGAGAUGAUACGGACGAGUCUGAUGGCGAUCGCAGGCGGCGGGGGCGGCAGCGGAGGCGGCGGCGAGGCGGCUGGAAAUGUCGGAGGUGGCGAUGGUUGCAAUAUCGAAGCGACGACCGUGCCCGAGGAGCUCUUCCGGAAAUACACGGAGACCGACUCGCGACCUCCGACCCCGGCACCCACGCUUGCCAGUGGGCCGGCGUUGACCAAUCGCGCGACGACCCAGGAAGAUUUACCGGCGACCUGCAAUCCGCGCGAACGCACCACCCUGGUCCUCGAUCUUCGUGCUGCGAAUUCGCAGCAGCAGCAAGUGGAGAGCGAGACCUUCAGCUGGCAUGCGCUUACGCUCGAGCCGCCGCCGACGCCACGGAAGAGCGAGAUAUUCAUCUGCAAGCCGAUCCCGCGACCGCAACAUUCGUCGACGGCACCCGCGCCACCUCCUCCGUCGCCUCCUUCGCCCAUCGCUGAAAGAUGUGAAACGAGUUUGUCCAGGGACGACGGAGCGAGGGAGGAGGCCGAUAGCGGCAGCAGCGAGCGACCCAUAAUUAUUCGAAGACGGGGAAAGCGGUUGCGUAAAAGAAAGUGUAGGAGGGGCUCUACGUACGGCCAACAAACGGAAGUUCGCGAUCUGCUCGAGCCCACGGUGACGCAGGUCUCGCAGAUUGGUGGAGACGGAUCGAGACGGCCGUCGGUUCAUACAACAAAUACAGCCGAAGCUGAUGGUGUGGCGUCUCCCAAGAAGACACCCGCGCCAGCAGCGACUUACACGAUGCCUUCGAGUUUCCUGGCACCUGACAUUUUGAAGCACUUGUGGAGGGAACUGGAUCGCGACAAGGUAGAGGCGGAAUUUUCGAUCAAAAGACGGAUCGCCCUAGAAGAAGCGCUACGAGUGAAAGGCGAUGUUUCCUACUCGCGUGUAUCUCGCCUGGCCAAUACUGGUCUGUCAGCGCAAAACGCACCCCGAAUAUUCUCCCGUCAAGCGGCGCGUUUCGAGUUACUCGACAGUCAGAGUCUUCGUGGAUUAACGCCUUUGCGGUACCUCAGCAAGCACGUGUGCGUCACGUCGGGUAGGAAGCUGAUAUUCGGCCGGAUAUUCGCUAAAUUCAACGAGGAGACGUCGCAAGGAGAACGACGUAUCUCGCCGAACGAUGUCGAAGAGGCUCUUCAGGAAGUGGUCGGGAAGGCGCUGACGGACGAGCAGCGGUCUUAUCUGAGGACCGUGAUAGGAGAGAUAACGGAGUCGUUGAACUUCAGGGAGUGGUGCGGGUUAUGCGCCGCCGUCGAGAGGCUGCUGUGUCCUCUUCCGUCGAAGGUAAGCGAUCCGCCGACGUGGCUCGAGAGAGCGGACUUCGAAGCUCUGGAACGGAGACUCAAAUCAGCCGAGGUGGAUUCUACGUUGGCGUUAUUGUUGAAGGAGAUUUGUGACAGAUAAAAU